UUCUCAAAGAGAAAUCCCACUGAAUAAUGGCAGAACCCAAAGUUAAAUACGAUCGUCAACUCAGGAUAUGGGGUGAGCAAGGACAAGCUGCACUGGAGAAAGCCAGUAUCUGCUUACUUAACUGUGGUCCAACUGGUUCUGAAACUUUGAAAAAUCUUGUUCUUGGUGGGGUUGGAAGCAUCACUGUUGUUGAUGGUUCUAAGGUUGAAGUGGGUGAUCUUGGAAAUAAUUUUAUGGUUGAUGAAUCAAGUGUUGGACAGUCAAAGGCACAGUGUGUGUGUGCAUUUCUUCAAGAGUUAAAUGAUGCAGUUAAAGCCAAGUUUAUAGAAGAACAUCCGGAGGAACUAAUUGAGAUGAAUCCAUCAUUCUUUUCUCAGUUUACCUUGGUCAUAGCUACACAGGUGGUUGAAGAUUCCAUGGUGAAAUUGGAUAGAAUCUGUCGGGAGGAAAAUAUUAUUUUAAUAUUUGCACGAUCAUAUGGCCUCAUGGGUCUUGUCAGGAUCAGUGUGAAGGAACAUACAGUAAUUGAAUCAAAGCCUGACCAUUUUCUAGAUGACCUACGGCUUAAUAACCCAUGGCCAGAACUGCGGAGGUUUGCAGAUACAAUUGAUUUAAACACAACUGAUGCUGUAGAGCAUAAACACACGCCAUAUAUUAUUAUCCUUGUUAAGAUGGCAGAGGAAUGGGCAAAUACUCAUGGUGGAAAGCUUCCUUCUACCAGAGAAGACAAAAAGCAAUUCAAGGAUUUGAUUAAAUCCAAGAUGAUCACGAUGGAUGAAGAAAACUAUAAAGAAGCCAUGGAAGCAUCAUUCAAGCUCUUUUCUCCACAAGGGAUUAGCCCAAACUUACAGAAGAUUAUCGAUGACAGUUGUGCAGAAGUUGAUUCCAAUUCAUCUGAUUUUUGGGUGAUGGUGGCAGCCCUAAAGGUUUGCAGAUAUCGGCUCAUUGAGGAUGAGUUCAACUCUCCUGUCCAACCAGAGUUACAGAAGUAUCUGACAGAUGAGGACCAUGGGACUUUGCAAGAAGCCAACUCUCUUAAAGUACUUCCUGAAAAUACUGCUGUGGGUCUUUAUAUUCUUCUUCGAGCAGCUGACCGGUUUGCUGCAAACUAUAGCAAAUUUCCUGGCCAAUUUGAUGGUGAGAUGGAUGAGGAUAUAUCCCGGUUGAAAACUACAGCUGUUGGCCUACUCAGUGAACUUGGUUGCAAUGGCUCCGCCUUAUCAGAGGACCUUAUUAAUGAGAUGUGCCGGUAUGGUGCUUCGGAGCUUCAUGCUGUAGCUGCCUUUGUUGGAGGAGUCGCAUCACAAGAAGUGAUCAAGCUCAUCACUAGACAAUUCAUUCCCAUGUCUGGGACUUUCAUCUUUAAUGGCAUAGAUCACAAGUCUCAGCUGUUGUUGCUGUAGUCUCUGUAUUUACAGGCAUGUCCUUUCUUUCACCUUUACACUGUUUUCUUAGGUUCAGUUGGACUGAUAGUUUUUGCUUUCACUCCCCUUGCCAGAUUGUAUUUCUUAUGGAGCAUGUCAAGAGGAAAUUUGUCGUACUUCCUUGAUUAGUAGGAAAUUUAGGAUCAGUGAAAGAGAUUUAACAAGAGAGUACGUUUCUACAUUUGUACACAAACAAGGCCCGCGGCUUUGGUCUAGUAGUAACAGUGGAAUGCGUGAUGUGUGGUUUAGAUGUUCGUCACGAGUUUGAACUUGCGGCGGACUAAAAUGAUAGCUUAGCUGUCCUUGAAACAGAUAUAUGGUAAUCAAUUGAUUGGGGGUUCUUUUAUUUUGACAAAUAGACGAAUGCAGUCUCUUAUGAGUUGUU
This is a messenger RNA of Lycium ferocissimum, 1809 nucleotides long. RefSeq names its product NEDD8-activating enzyme E1 regulatory subunit AXR1-like. Gene Ontology annotation, molecular function: NEDD8 activating enzyme activity. Gene Ontology annotation, cellular component: cytoplasm. The transcript has 13 exons. Bases 27 to 1403 code for a protein of 458 amino acids. Gene Ontology annotation, biological process: protein neddylation. NCBI's taxonomy places the organism in Eukaryota, Viridiplantae, Streptophyta, Magnoliopsida, Solanales, Solanaceae. The record is from RefSeq and is a predicted model, not a curated record.